Lolium perenne is the source of this 4845-nucleotide messenger RNA. RefSeq names its product ABC transporter C family member 4. Gene Ontology annotation, biological process: transmembrane transport. Gene Ontology annotation, cellular component: membrane. The record is from RefSeq and is a predicted model, not a curated record. Gene Ontology annotation, molecular function: ATP binding; ATP hydrolysis activity; ABC-type transporter activity. Lineage: Eukaryota; Viridiplantae; Streptophyta; Magnoliopsida; Poales; Poaceae.
UCCUCGCUAGGAAGAAAGGGAUGGGACGAGGACUCCCGUGGUGACUGGCCCUGGCAACCACCGAGCGCUCGCCGUCGCCGUCGUCCGGCUCACUCGCCGACAGCCUCGCCUUCCUCUUCCUCUCGCCAUGCCCGCAGCGCGCGCUCCUCGGGGCCCUUGACCUUCUCUUCCUCCUCGUCACGUCCGUCCUCGCCCUGCUCACCCGCCGCACCAUGACGGCCGUCGAUGCGGUUGCCCCUGAACAGGAGCCCCUGCUGCCGGCGCCGAAUCCCCCGCUCCGGCCCACCACCGGCCGCUACGCCGUCGGUCUCGGCGCGUCCGUGGUCCUCGCCGCCGCGGCGGCCGUCCUCCUCGCGCUCGCGGUCCUCCUCCUUCCGGUUGGCACGCCCUGGCGCAGCUCGGAGUUCGCCUUCCUGGCCGUCCACUCCGCCGCGCACGCCGCGGCCGCGUGGACCGUGUUCGCCUCGAGGAAACAAACCGACCACCCUCCCUAUCUACGCGUCUUCUGGAUCGCCACCGCCCUCGCCGCCGCGCUCUUCUCCGCCUCCGCGGCAAUCCGCGAUGCCGACCGCUCGCCGCUCUUCCCCGACGACAUCCUCUCCUUCAUCUUCCUUAUCCUCUCACUGCCCCUCGCGUACAUUGCCGUUACCGGAUACUCGGGCGGCCUGAUCGCCUCCACUGCGGCGCGUCAUGAACAAGUCCAACGCUCCAGCGACGCGGCCGCGACGCCCUACGUCACCGCGUCGUUCCUCUCCCGCGCGGCGUUCAGCUGGAUCAACCCGCUGGUCUCCAAGGGCCACGCCGACGGCUCCCUCGCCGCCGACGACGUGCCGGAGGUGUCGCCAUCGCACCGCGCGGAGGCCGCGCACGCUCUGCUCGCGUCCAACUGGCCGGCGGCGGCUUCAGCAUCAUGGAGCCCUGUGGGCGUCGCGCUCUGGCUCUCCUUCUGGCCGAAGCUCCUGCUCACCGCGGCGCUCGGCCUCGUGCAGCUCGCCGCCAUGUACGUCGGGCCCUCGCUCAUCGACCGCUUCGUCGAGUUCAUCCGCCGCGGCGGCACGCCGUGGGAGGGCCUCCAGCUGGUCCUCACGCUGCUCGUCGGCAAGGCGGUGCAGACCCUGGCGUCGCACCACUACAACUUCCAGGGCCAGCUCCUGGGCAUGCGCAUCCGCGGUGCGCUGCUCACGGCGCUGUACGGCAAGUCGCUGCGCCUCUCCGCGGGGGCGCGCCGCGCGCACGGCGCCGGCGCCAUCGUGAACUACAUGACGGUGGACGCCUCGAUGGUGUCCGGCGCCAUGCACAUGCUACAUGGCCUGUGGCUCAUGCCGCUGCAGAUCGCGGUGGCGCUCCUCCUCCUGUACUCCUACCUCGGCCCCUCCGUGCUCAUGACGCUCGCCGUGAUUGCCGCGGUCACCGUGGCCACGGCGUUCGCCAGCAAGCUCAGCCUGGCCUACCAGCUCAAGUUCGUCGGCGUCCGGGACAGCCGCGUCAAGGCCAUCACGGAGAUGCUCAACCACAUGCGCGUCAUCAAGCUGCAGGCGUGGGAGGAGGCCUUCAGCGGCAAGGUGAGGGAGCUCCGGCGCGCGGAGCUGGGGUGGCUGAAGAAGAUCAUACUCUUCGUUUGCGCCAGCAACGUGGUGUUCUCGAGCGGGCCCGUCGCCAUGACGGUGCUCGUGUUCGGGACGUACAUUGCCGCCGGAGGGGAGCUCGACGCCGGCAAGGUGUUCACGGCCACGGCCUUCUUCGGCAUGCUCCAAGGGCCCAUGAGCAACUUCCCGCAGACCAUCGUAAUGUGCGUGCAGGCAUUCGUGUCGCUCGGCAGGCUCGACAAGUACCUGUCGGACGCCGAAGUCGACGGCACCGCGGUGGAGCGCCUUGGCAGUAGCGGCGCCGGGGACGCGGCCGUGAAGGUGCAAGGCGGAGUGUUUGCAUGGGACAUCCAGGGUGAUGGGAAGAAGGAGAAUGAUGGUGGAGGAGAGGAGCCGGUGCUGAAAGGGAUCGACAUGGAGGUGAGGAAGGGUGAGCUCGUGGCGGUGGUCGGGACGGUCGGCUCCGGUAAGUCGUCGCUGCUGUCAUGUAUCAUGGCAGAGAUGCACAAGGUAUCCGGCAAGAUUAGCAUAUGUGGGACAACAGCAUGUGUCACUCAGACAGCUUGGAUCCAGAAUGGAACCAUUCAGGAAAACAUUUUAUUUGGACAGUCAAUGCAUCAAGAGAAGUACAACGAAGUUGUACAUGCAUGUUGCUUAGAAAAAGAUUUAGAAAUGAUGGAGUUCGGUGACCAGACUGAAAUAGGAGAGCGAGGGAUCAAUCUCAGUGGGGGGCAGAAACAACGCAUCCAGCUUGCUAGAGCAGUUUACCAAGAUUGUGAUAUAUAUCUUCUUGAUGACAUAUUUAGUGCAGUUGAUGCUCAUACUGGCUCAUCUAUCUUUAAGGAAUGUCUCAAGGGCAUACUCAAGAAUAAGACUGUUUUGCUCGUUACUCACCAAGUCGAUUUCUUACGAAAUGUGGAUAGUGUAUUCGUAAUGAAAAAUGGGGCGAUCAUUCAGUCAGGGAACUAUGGCGACUUACUAGAUUCAUGUUCAGAUUUUUUAGCUCUUGUUACUGCUCACCACAGUUCCAGGGGAGCAUUAGGUGUGCAGGGCCACCAAGCUCAGAAUACUGAGAAUUCUCCGGCCACCACAGAUUUGCCGAAGACCCCUUCGAUUAACUCCAAAUCAAGUAAUGGAAACAGUGAUACGAUUGCUGCUGCACCGAGCAAAGAAGCGGGUUCGUCUAAGAUAAUCCAGGAAGAGGAAAAGGAGAGUGGACAAGUAAGUUGGAAUGUGUACAAGCUGUACAUCACGCAGGCUUGGGGUUGGUGGGGAGUGCUGCUCAUUUUAGCUAUAUCUCUGCUAUCAGAAGUCUCCAGAAUGGCUAGUAACUACUGGCUAUCAUAUGAAACCUCAGGAGGCGCCAUAUUUGACAUUUCAAUGUUCCUUGGUGUCUACGUUUCAAUAGUUGCUGCUUCGGUUGUACUUGAAUUUAUCAGCAUUCUUGUCAUCGCAUUUUUGGGGCUUAAAUCAGCACAGGCAUUCUUCAGUAAGAUGUUUAACAGCAUUCUACGAUCUCCAAUGUCCUUUUUUGACACCACUCCUUCAGGAAGGAUCCUAAGCCGGGCAUCAGCGGACCAGUCUAAAAUAGACACUGCCCUUUUAUUCUAUAUGGGUGCUGGCAUAUCAAUGUGCAUUUCAGUGGUUAGCAGCAUCGCAGUUACCUGCCAAGUUGCAUGGCCGUCAGUCAUAGCAGUGCUUCCCCUCCUGCUUUUGAACAUUUGGUACCGGAAUCGCUAUAUUGCAACAUCUCGAGAGCUAACUCGUCUUCAGGGAGUAACAAGGGCACCAGUUAUUGAUCACUUCACUGAGACCUUUUCGGGCUCUCCAACUAUAAGGUGUUUUGAGAAAGUCGACGAAUUUUACCAAAUAAACUUGGACAGAAUCAACUCGAAUUUGCGCAUGUCUUUCCAUAACUACGCAGCUAAUGAGUGGUUUGGGUUUCGUUUGGAGCUAAUUGGCACACUUGUUUUGUCUAUCACUGCUUUUCUCAUGAUCAGUUUGCCUAGCAAUUUCAUCAAGAAAGAAUUUGUCGGCAUGUCUCUUUCCUAUGGUCUUUCUCUCAAUUCCUUGGUGUACUAUGCGAUUUCCAUAAGCUGUAUGCUAGAAAAUGAUAUGGUCUCUGUGGAGAGGGUGAAUCAGUACAGUACUCUUCCUUGUGAGGCAGCAUGGGCAGUGGCAGAUUGUCUUCCCUCAACAAAUUGGCUACGACAAGGAGAUAUAGAUAUAAAGGAUCUAGAGGUAAGGUAUCGAUCAAACACACCUCUGAUCUUGAAAGGCAUUACAAUAAGCAUCAGCAGUGGAGAAAAGAUAGGAGUCGUGGGAAGGACCGGCAGUGGCAAGUCAACUUUAAUCCAGGUAUUGUUCAGGCUCGUAGAGCCUGCAAAAGGCCAGAUCAUCAUCGAUGGGGUAGAUAUUUGCACCUUGGGUCUUCAUGAUCUGAGGUCUCGCUUUGGUGUCAUUCCUCAAGAGCCUGCGCUCUUUGAAGGAACCAUAAGAAGCAACAUUGACCCAACUGGUCAGUAUUCUGAGGGCGAGAUAUGGCAGGCCCUUGAACGUUGCCAGCUAAAAGAUACAGUAGUUGCCAAACCUGAGAAGCUUGAUGCAUUAGUUUCUGACAUGGGGGAGAACUGGAGCAUGGGGCAGAGGCAGCUUCUCUGCUUCGGCCGUAUCAUACUGAAGCAGUGCCGUAUCUUAUUCAUGGACGAGGCGACGGCUUCUGUUGACUCCCAGACAGACGCGACCAUCCAGAGGAUCAUCCGGGAGGAGUUCCGCGAGCACACCGUCAUCAGCAUCGCGCAUCGUGUCCCCACCGUCAUGGACAGCGACAGAGUUCUGGUGUUGGAUGCAGGACUGGUGAUAGAGUUUGAUGCGCCAUCAAAGUUGAUGGGAGGACCGUCAGUUUUUGGUGCGAUGGUUCAGGAAUACGCAAGCCACUCAUCUGGCAAGCAGGCAACUGAUGGAUGAUUAUUACAGAUCAAAGUUUAACAAACAAAAUUUAGGAAGCACAAAGCGGUAGGAAAGAUGAAUUCAAGAAAAUGUGUAACAGUAGCUAUUGCGUGUUAAAUUUUCUCUAUCACGGUGGCCCCUCAGAAGUCCGGGCAGAAUUUUUACAGUGUGUUACCAUUUAUGUUGAGAAGGUCAACAACUUAGUUAAGUAGAUAUUACAUCUUAACCUAAAGGGUUCACGUGGGGUUAAGCACCAUGUAGGCUCUGAUGAUAGAUUAUUUGGGGAAAAACAUAUGGGUUCUUUCUUGCA